This is a messenger RNA of Adineta ricciae, 1053 nucleotides long. Lineage: Eukaryota; Metazoa; Rotifera; Eurotatoria; Adinetida; Adinetidae. The record is from the annotation of a GenBank genome assembly.
AUGCAAACGUUCAACAAUCAUUGUCGGAUAUGUGGAGCUCCCGCAGUUUAUGCAUAUUAUGGCGUGGUAUCAUGUCAAUCAUGUAAGAUGUUUUUCAAACGAAACGCUGAUAAUCACAAAAUGAGAGCGUCGUGUAAUUUCAAUGAUCAAUGUGAAAUCAAUAUCAACACUCGACAUGUAUGCGGUGCAUGUCGAUUGAAGAAGUGCAGUGGAUGUGGAAUGACUACCGACAAAUUUCGAGCACCAAUAAUACGUCGACCAAAGAAAUCGAUCCUGAUCAGUCCUCAAGUUCAGAAGCUACCAACAAGAAACCUUCUCGACGCAGAUCAAUCGCUGUUAGACACGAAUCAAUGGAUACUUCUUUCAAAUUUAUUGAAUACCUUCCAAGAAUGCGAAAUGUUCUCGAUAAGUCAACGUUUAUGUGAUACCUAUCACUUAACUGACUAUUCAAAUGAAAACUACCAAUCAUUAAUCGAUGACUUUCUAUCAUGCACUUAUAAAACAACAGAGAAAUAUCUUCGUAUGAAUCAUGACUUUUCAAAAUUGCCGUUUGACGAUCGGACGAUAGUACUUCGAAAUGCUGCUCAUAAAAUAUCUUGUAUGAGCUUUAGUUUUGUUGUGCAAUAUCAUCACUUGUUUGGCUCUAGCGCUUUCUCAAACUCGUUAAUAAUCAGAUACGGACAACAUACAAUAGACUUACACAGGUGGUUAGCGAACCUGGUCGGCUCAGAUGUUGUCUUAGCGAAACUUGCGUUCUCCCUGUUUGCUUGUGGCGAAGAUGUUCAUUCGUAUUUUCCAAGUAUCAAAACCGUUUUUCCGAGUACAAAUCAAGUGUUCGAGAUUCAAAAUAUGUAUGUGGAAAUAGUAUGGAAAUAUCUUCUCUAUAGAUAUGGUCAUGAUCAAUCGGUGAAAACAUUUCUUAAGCUGACAUCCUGGCUCUUGGCACUAAUCGUAUUUCUUAUUCAUGCACAAACUUUGGAAACACAUCUCGAUGAAGUUAAUUCGCUCGUUGAACGAACCGAAAUUGAACUUAUUUUGAAUGAUAUUGAUUAA